CAGCCCUCACUAUAUUGAGCUCAAACUCAAACUCAAACUAAUCACUAUUUCAUCGUUUGAAAUAAUAGUUCUUCAUUCCUUCUUUCACUCAAACCAGAAGACAUGGUGAGAGCUCCCUGCUGUGAGAAAACGGGGUUGAAGAAAGGGCCAUGGACUUCAGAAGAAGACCAGAUUCUCAUCUCCUACAUCCAAACUUAUGGUCAUGGAAAUUGGCGAGCACUGCCAAAGCAUGCUGGCUUGUUGAGAUGUGGGAAGAGCUGUAGACUCCGGUGGAUAAACUAUCUGCGGCCAGAUAUAAAGAGGGGAAACUUCACUAGAGAAGAAGAAUAUGCCAUCAUCAAUUUGCAUGAAAGGCUUGGCAACAGAUGGUCAGCAAUCGCAGCAAGAUUACCAGGAAGAACUGAUAAUGAAAUUAAAAACGUAUGGCAUACCCACUUAAAGAAGAGACUACAGAAACACGACAACACCACAUCACCUACAUGUAGCACUUCCAAUCUCACAAGCCAAUAUGCAGAACCCGAAUAUGUUCAUUUUGAGAGUGCAACAAGCCAUGCAUCAGUGUCACCACAACCAAGUUCUAGUGACGAUGUUUCAUCAGUCACUGAAGCCUCGGCUGCAAUGGGUCACAAUAUGAUCAAAGAUGAAAAGUUCGAGUUGGAUGCAACCUUCCCCCAUAUCGAUGACAGUUUCUGGUCAGAGGCACUUUCAGCUGACAAUUCCAGCGACAUCCCAUUAGAGUUUCUAGAGGGCGCAAACGAUCGAACACAACCUCAAGUUCUAUUUCCUUCAUGCAUGGGUGAUGGCAUGGAGUUUUGGUACGACCUUUUCAUCAAAACAGGCGAUGGGGGCACACCAGAACUACCAGAGUUUUGAAUGCUUGCUUUCUUAAUUAUUUGGAGGAAUUUUAUUUGGCGGUUAGAGUAGUUUAAAGUUCAAUCACGGUAUCUCCAAUUGACCGUACCUAAACACUAGUAGGCAUGGAAAUUUCCGAUGUGCGACGAAAAGUUUUCACCUUUGCCAAAGGCUUGAGUUUGAUGCAUUGACGAAGAAGCUACAGAGGACAUAUAGUCUACACUCUACAGCUAACUUAUGAAUAAAGGGAGAGACAAAAAGAUUGACGUAUGAAAUUUUUUGUAAAGGUAUGAAACUACUUAGAAUUGAGUGACUCCUUCUGCAUCAAGCCAUCAAGUUUUUUUUCUUUUGAAAGGCAAGAACUCAAGUUUCUAUCAAGAUGAUAGAUUGUCUGGUCGAUCAAGAUGAUGUAACGAUGCGACGACAAAGAAAAAUGAUGUAAUUGAGUUUGGGUAGACAAAUGAAAAUUUAUAUGCAUCCAAACUUAUGUAGUUAAAUAGUUAUGUACUUUUGGUAUCUGUUAUCUUUCAUUUAUGUGCAACACUUCGUUUGGUUUUGUGCUGGAGGAGUAAAAUUUGAA
Molecule: messenger RNA, 1432 nt
Organism: Argentina anserina (silverweed cinquefoil)
Lineage: Eukaryota; Viridiplantae; Streptophyta; Magnoliopsida; Rosales; Rosaceae
Product: transcription factor MYB14-like
Exons: 3
Coding region: 103-873 (256 amino acids)
Source: RefSeq, a predicted model, not a curated record